Molecule: messenger RNA, 2418 nt
Organism: Diabrotica virgifera virgifera (western corn rootworm)
Lineage: Eukaryota; Metazoa; Arthropoda; Insecta; Coleoptera; Chrysomelidae
Product: zinc finger protein 596-like
Exons: 2
Coding region: 21-917 (298 amino acids)
Biological process (GO): regulation of transcription by RNA polymerase II
Cellular component (GO): nucleus
Molecular function (GO): DNA-binding transcription factor activity, RNA polymerase II-specific; RNA polymerase II transcription regulatory region sequence-specific DNA binding
Source: RefSeq, a predicted model, not a curated record
GACACUCUGUAUAUUUAAAGAUGACUAACAUCUUCUGUUUUAGAUCACCAAAAAAUAAACGACCUAGAAAAACGAAAAGAAAGCGAGAACAAAAACCAGAUGCUGAAUACAAUCUGGACCAAGUUGUCAACUUGAAUGAAAUAACCAAACCGCUGAUCUGCACAAUUUGUUAUAAGGCCUUUUUGACUCACAUAGAAUUUGGUUACCACUCCAAAACGCAUCAAGAAGAUGGACUGUACCAUUGCCACUUAUGUGAAUACUCUGUUGAAGCUAAAGAUGCGUUUAAAAAGCACGUUAGAACUCACGAUGUAUUCAAGUGCGAGAAGUGUGGAAAGAUUCUCAAAACUAAGUUUUCUGCUGAUAAGCAUGUGAAGUCUCAUCAAGCUCCCACGACAGUCCAAUGUGAGCUGUGUGGAAAACAUCUAAAGAAGCAAUGUCUCUAUUUGCACAAAAGGAUAGUCCACGCUACUGAUAAGGUGCUGGCGAAGUGUCCUAUUUGUGGUAAAGAGUACCAGAAUUCUGGUAGUCUUCGUCAGCAUUACUCAGCUUUCCAUAGAGAACUGGGCAUUGACAUGUCUGUGGUCUGCGAUAUCUGUGGUAUGCGUCUAUCUUGUAAAGCCACCCUUGCUCAACACACCAGAACCCAUACAGGCGAUAAACCAUUCGCCUGCCACCUCUGCCCCAGAAAGUUCAUUGCUAAAGACAUCAUGGUGGCUCACAUGAGGGUUCACACCGGGGAAAAACCAUACAUCUGCAAAUUUUGCGGGAAAAGAUUUGCCCAUGGUGCUCCCUAUAGGUACCACGUUAAGACCCACACUGGUGAGAAAGACCAUAUUUGCCCCAUUUGCGGCAAGGGCUUUAUUUUGAAAGCUCCUAUGAGGAAUCAUAUGAAGACUUGUAGAUUUAACUUAAAGUAGUGUUGAUAUUUCGAAAAUGCUCAAACCAGUACUAUAGGUACUAACUUGUUUAUAUAGUAUUAAAAAGAAAUUAAAUUUUUAUUAGUUUUAUGUAUUUUUGUACUGUAAAAAUCUCUAUAUUGUAUUUAAGCCUGGUUGACAUAUUAUGUAUCUCUAUACCUUCAGAAUCUGCUCUCAUAUUAUUAGUAAUCUCUCUCUUCAGUCCUGACCCUUGGUCAUUGUGAUGUAGUGUAUUGUCUGUUUCCAAAGAUCUCUGGUCAUUUCUUUUAACUCAUGCAUAGGUCUUUUGCAUAUUACUGUAAUUUGGUCGACACUUUUUGUUGGGGAUGUUUCUUCUAUCCUCUUGUCUUGGAGUUCAAGAUUCAUAUCUUUAGUUGAUCAACCUCAUUUUUAGAGUUCGUGAAAUUUGGUAGUCCUUCCAUAGUUUGACCAGCUUUCCUACAGCGACUUUUGCUAUAUCACAUCUACGUUUUAUUUCUUCCUGUAGUGACUCUGUCUUUGUGACCAAUGAUCCCAGGUAUAAGCUCAUAACCUCAAACCGGCCAAUCCAUGUUAUGUGUGGAUGGUUGUUAUGUAGUCUAUCCACUAUCAUAAUCUUUGUCUCUGAGAUGUUUACUUGCAGACCUAACCAAACGAAACACUUAUCAGCUAGCAACUCAACUAUCAGCAAAUAAUAAAAAAUAAACAAGCAGAAUCUCUUAUAAAACAAUGUUUAAAAAAUGCGUAUUUUACUCCUUGAGACUGUUGUGAUAUUACUUUUCUGUGUUUUAUCUUCUUAUUUUUUUAUAAUAGUGAUCCUCUGGUGAAUAAUUUAAUAAUUGUAAUGCUAAAUUUUAUUUUUGAAUAAAUUAAUAUUUUAUGUUAAAACAUCUAUAAUUGUGAUCUGCAUUUUUAUACGUCAUAUCUUCUAAUUUUGUAAAUAAAGUUGUAUGUAUAUAACAUUUACCAAAUGUUUUUUAAUCAUCAUUGCGUUCUUAAAACAGCAAGAUCACAUAAAAGAACAACUGUCCUAUUUUCACCUCCCGGAAAAAUCAGAAAAUCCUGGAAAUACCAAUCAGUCAAAUUUUUCCAUAAAAAAGUUGAAUUUUACUACUAUUUCAUAAGAAAUAUUUAAAAUUUACUGAUUAAUAUAUUUUUUUUUCUUCUUGUAAAGAACAAGGAUUCAUAAAUUAAAUAUAUAUUUUUUACAAAAUAAUAGUAAGAUUCAAUAACUUUUGUGGAAAAAAUGAAUUUAUGUAUUUUUCGGGAUUUUCUGAUUUUUCCAGGAGAUGAAAAUAGCUCAGUUCUUUAUUAUUUUCUCGGGCUACCGCAAAAAACGAAUGUUCUGUAUGCCAUAGAGGCAGAGAUAUUGCAAUUUUUUUCAGCGCGCUUCAAUUUGAAGUUCCAUUAAAAAAACGGAUCUUGGAAAGUUCUCUCCACCACUUUUAGUAUGAUAAAAUUGAUCCAAAUAAUGGCAUAACCCAGACAUCCAAAGUGAAAGUUAUCCUCCAACACCAAAUUG